AUGCAGCUCGUUCCAAAGGAGCUUGAUAAGCUCACUAUUGCGCACCUCGGGUUCUUGGCACAGAGACGUCUAGCACGUGGAGUGCGGCUCAACCAUGCUGAAGCUGUGGCCUUGAUCUCGUCCGUGCUGCACGAGCUAAUCCGCGAUGGCCACUACUCCGUCGCCGAUCUCAUGUCAAUCGGCAAAACAAUGCUCGGCCGUCGCCACGUCCUCCCCCUCCGUCGUCGCAACACUAGUGAUCUCGAAAGAGCGCUGUACGGCAGUUUCCUGCCCGUGCCUGCGCCAGAGGCCUUCCCCGAUCCCGAUCCCGAGGACUUCCACCCGGAGAAGAUGCCUGGAGCGGUUAUUCCGGCCAAGCAUGCGCGCGUCGAAUUGAGCAGUGGGCGAAGGCGCAUUAAGUUGAAGGUUAUGAGUAAGGGCGAUCGGCCGAUUCAGGUUGGAUCGCAUUACCAUUUCAUUGAAACGAACCCGCAGCUGCACUUCGACCGCAUCCAGUCCUAUGGAUUCCGGUUGGAUAUUCCCGCUGGUACAUCCAUUCGUUUCGAGCCUGGCGACACCAAGACCGUGACACUGGUCGAGAUCGGCGGCAACCGAGUCAUCCGCGGAGGAAACUGGUUGGCAAAUGGACCUGUUGAAAUGAACCGCGCCGAGGAGAUCGUGACCAAAUUGCAGACUGCCGGUUUUGCGCAUGUGCCUGAACCACAGGCCGAUCGUGCGCUUGUUUCUGGGUUCUCCAUGGAGCGCGAGGCGUACUCGCGCAUGUUUGGUCCUACGACUGGUGAUCUGGUUCGAUUGGGCUUGACUGAUCUUUGGAUUCGGGUCGAGAAGGAUCUGACGAAUUAUGGUGAUGAGUGUGCCUUUGGUGGUGGUAAGACACUGCGUGAAGGUAUGGGUCAGGCCUCGGGUCGCGGCCAUGCGGAGUGCGUUGAUACUGUUAUUACGAAUGCCUUGAUCAUCGAUUGGACUGGCAUCUACAAGGCCGAUAUUGGUAUCAAGGAUGGGAUCAUUGCUGGCAUUGGCAAGGCUGGAAACCCCGAUGUCAUGGAUGGCGUGCAUCCCGAUUUGGUUGUUGGUUCGUCGACGGAUGUCAUUGCUGGCGAGAACAAGAUCAUUACUGCUGGUGGUAUUGACACGCAUAUUCACUUGAUCUGUCCUCAGCAAGUGGAUGAGGCCCUGGCCUCAGGUAUCACCACCUUCCUUGGUGGUGGAACCGGUCCUAGCACUGGAUCAAACGCGACAACUUGCACCCCCGGACCAAACCACCUGCGCCAGAUGAUGCAAGCAUGCGACAGUCUACCCAUCAACAUCGGAAUCACAGGAAAGGGCAACGACUGCGGCCGAAAGAGCAUCGAAGAACAAAUCCUAGCAGGAGCAGCCGGUCUCAAGCUCCAUGAAGACUGGGGCUCAACCCCAGCAGCAAUCGACAAGUGUUUGGAACUCUGCGAUGAAUACGACGUGCAAUGCAUGAUCCACACUGACACCCUCAACGAAUCCGGCUUCGUCGAGCAAACAAUCGAAGCCUUCAAGGGCCGCACGAUCCACACCUACCACACCGAAGGCGCAGGAGGCGGCCACGCACCCGACAUCAUUUCCGUUGUCGAACACCCCAACGUCCUACCAAGCAGCACAAACCCAACCCGCCCCUUCACCCUCAACACCCUGGACGAGCACUUGGACAUGCUAAUGGUCUGCCACCACCUAUCAAAGAACAUCCCAGAGGACGUAGCCUUCGCGGAAAGCCGUAUCCGCGCGGAAACCAUCGCCGCCGAAGACGUUCUCCACGACCUCGGCGCAAUCAGCAUGAUGUCCUCAGACUCACAGGCCAUGGGCCGCUGCGGUGAAGUCAUCCUGCGUACAUGGCACACAGCGCACAAGAACAAGACGCAGCGUGGACCACUUGGAUCGGAUGCCGAUAGUGGCGCUGAUAACUUCCGCGUUAAGCGGUAUAUCAGCAAGUAUACCAUCAACCCGGCCUUGGCACAGGGCAUGGCGCAUGCCAUUGGUAGUGUGGAGGUUGGAAAGGUGGCCGACUUGGUCAUGUGGAAGGCUAGUAGCUUUGGAACGAAGCCGGUCUCCGUGAUUAAGAGUGGUAUGAUUGCCGUUGCGGAGAUGGGUGAUCCGAAUGCUUCGAUCCCGACCAUUGAACCGAUGAUUAUGCGGCCGAUGUUUGGUGUACGCGUCCCCCAAACAUCCAUCAUGUUCGUCUCGCAGGCUUCUAUCGAUGCUGGAAUCGUCCAGUCAUAUGGAUUGAAGAAAAAGAUCAUUCCCGUUAAGAACUGUCGUACUAUCGGGAAAAAGGAUAUGAAAUUCAAUGACACAAUGCCGAAGAUGAAAGUUGAUCCGGAGAGUUAUACCGUCGAAGCAGACGACAUGCUCUGCGACGCCGAACCAGCCUCCGAACUACCCCUGACACAGGCAUACUAUAUCUUCUAG
Molecule: messenger RNA, 2433 nt
Organism: Penicillium antarcticum
Lineage: Eukaryota; Fungi; Ascomycota; Eurotiomycetes; Eurotiales; Aspergillaceae
Product: urease Ure
Exons: 7
Coding region: 1-2433 (810 amino acids)
Biological process (GO): urea catabolic process
Cellular component (GO): urease complex
Molecular function (GO): nickel cation binding; urease activity
Source: RefSeq, a predicted model, not a curated record